Messenger RNA from Rhinichthys klamathensis goyatoka, 1639 nucleotides. RefSeq names its product UDP-glucuronosyltransferase 2C1-like. Lineage: Eukaryota; Metazoa; Chordata; Actinopteri; Cypriniformes; Leuciscidae. The coding region runs from base 20 to 1639 and encodes 539 amino acids. The transcript is spliced from 6 exons. Gene Ontology annotation, molecular function: UDP-glycosyltransferase activity. The record is from RefSeq and is a predicted model, not a curated record.
AUACCAGACAGUCCAGCACAUGAGGCAAGAGACUAAAGAUCUCACAAUCUUAUCACUGGCAAUCAUGAGACUCAUAGUCUGUUUUCUUUCUCUGCUCACUGUAUUUGGAACUGGAAAGUGUGGGAAUAUUUUAGUUUGGUAUACUGAAGGCAGUCACUGGAUCAAUCUGAAGAUCGUGUUGGAAACAUUGAUUGACAGGGGACACGAUGUCACAGUGCUGGUGCCGGAUGCCUCUCUCUACAUGAAAGUUGAAGAUUCGGAUCGCUUCUCCUACCAGCCGUUUAACGUGUCCAUGGAUGCACAGGAGAUGCGAAACUUUGUUGAUGAAUUUCUGCAUUUCUCUGUGUAUGAGAUGGAUCAGUUAAACUUGCUGCAGAUUCAAAUGAAAUUUUACGACUUUGCGUCCAAACAUCAGGCUAUGUCUCUGGCACACUGUGACGGCAUUUUGAAGUUGAUGGACAAAUUGCGGAAAGGAAAGUUUGAUGUUGUUUUGUCAGAUCCGAUCUACCCGUGCAGUGAUAUCGUGGCUGAAAAGCUGGACAUUCCCUUGGUUUACACUUUCCGAUUCUCCCUGGCUCAUGUUGUAGAGCGCAUGUGUGGUCAGAUACCAGCUCCACCAUCAUUUGUUCCUGGAGCCAUGAGUAAACUCACAGACAAGAUGAGCUUUACCGAGCGAAUCCUCAAUAUGCUGUUCUACCUUUCUCAAGAUGCUUUUGCCAUUGUUGCUUGGAAACAAAUGGACAACUAUUACACUGAAUAUUUAGGACGGCCAACUUCCUAUUGUGAGAUGAUGGGUAAAGCUGAUAUCUGGUUGAUCAGAACCUACUGGGAUUUUGAGUUUCCACGGCCAUUCCUGCCCAACUUCAAAUACAUUGGAGGGCUUCACUGCACCCCUGCCAAGCCUUUACCCAAGGACAUGGAGGAGUUUGUACAGAGCUCAGGGGAUGAUGGGAUUGUGGUCUUCACUCUGGGAUCUUUGAUAGACAAAAUUCCCAAAGAGAUGAGCAACAGGAUCGCCUCUGCACUGGCCCAGAUCCCACAGAAGGUCUUAUGGCGAUUCGGUGGAGAGAAGCCAGACACUCUUGGUGAAAACACCAGAACCUAUAAGUGGAUCCCUCAGAAUGAUUUAUUGGGUCACCCUAAAACCAGAGCAUUUAUCACUCAUGGAGGCACUAAUGGCAUAUAUGAGGCCAUAUAUCAUGCUGUUCCAAUGGUCGGGAUCCCCAUGUUUGGUGACCAGCCAGAUAAUUUAGCUCAUAUGAAGGCCAAGGGCGCUGCUGUUGUUAUAGACAAUAUCAAGAGCAUGCAGCCGCAAGAGCUGGUGGAUGGACUCAAUGCCGUCAUUAACGACCCCUCGUAUAAAGAGAAUGCAAUGCGUCUGUCCAGGAUUCAUCAUGACCGUCCAAUGAAGCCUUUGGAUGAGGCGGUGUUCUGGAUUGAGUUCGUCAUGCGCAAUAAAGGUGCUAAACACCUGCGUGUAGAAGCACACAACCUUACCUGGUACCAGUACCACUGUCUGGAUGUGUUCGCUUUUCUUUUCACUAUCCUGACUGUAGUCCUCUACGUCUUCUUUAAACUGAGCAAAUUCUUCAUAAUGCGUUGCUGCUUUAGAUCAAAGCAGAAAAGAAAAAAGGAGUGA